Molecule: messenger RNA, 1248 nt
Organism: Fulvia fulva
Lineage: Eukaryota; Fungi; Ascomycota; Dothideomycetes; Mycosphaerellales; Mycosphaerellaceae
Product: Anthranilate phosphoribosyltransferase
Exons: 2
Coding region: 1-1248 (415 amino acids)
Biological process (GO): L-tryptophan biosynthetic process
Cellular component (GO): cytosol
Molecular function (GO): anthranilate phosphoribosyltransferase activity
Source: RefSeq, a predicted model, not a curated record
AUGCCACGCCAUGAUAAUACUGGAUAUGUCUCCAUAACGAAUCUCCUCAAACGACUGGCAACUCUGGAAUCAGCAAGACAAGUGAGCUCUGAAGACAUUGCCGCCGCUGUCGCUCUCAUUUUCACGAACAGUCUAUCUCCAGUGCAGUUUGGUGUUUUGCUAUGGGCAUUGCACACGACCAAUUUGGACCACCAAGCGGAUGUUCUGGCAGAAUGUGCUUCAGCAAUGCGGGGAGCAGCAGCACAAGUUGACAAGGAAGCAUUGGAGGCCGUUGUGAAGAAGAACAGGAAGCCAGAAGGUGCCUAUGGCGGGAACCUGUGUGAUAUUGUGGGAACUGGCGGCGAUGGACACAACACCUACAACGUUUCGACAACUUCCUCGAUUAUAGCAUCAGCUCUGUUGAUGAUGGCUAAACAUGGCAACAACUCCUCGACAUCUCUUUCGGGUUCAGCAGACCUCUUGCAACAUGCUCCCAAGCCACCCAUCAUCGCAGCAACGACGGCAGCCAAUCUUCCCCAAAUCUACGAGAAGACUAACUAUGGCUUCCUCUACGCUCGUGAGUGGCACCCAGGCAUGAAUUACGGAGCCGCUAUUCGACGAGAGGUCCCUGUGAGAACCAUCUUCAACUUGCUAGGGCCUCUUGCGAACCCUGUGCAUGAUGCUGGUCUCGUGGAGUGUCGGAUUCUUGGUGUCGCCCGAAAGGACGUCGGUCAGAAUUUUGCAGACUCACUUCGCCUGAGUGGUUCACGGAAAGCGCUGGUAGUGUGUGGCGAUGAGAACCUCGAUGAGAUAUCCUGUGCAGGGCUGACUCACUGUUGGUACAUCCACGAGACCCAUGCCAGUCAUGGCGAGGGUGCAAAGCCAGUCGAAAUCACCAAGUUCACCCUAACACCAGAAGACUUUGGCCUGCCUCGACAUCCACUGGAGACCGUCCACGGCGGCAAAGGACCAGCGGAGAAUGCAGAGAUCCUGAUGCAAAUUCUGCGCAAUGAGCGACCAGACGACGACCCCGUGCUACAUUUCGUACUCCUGAACACUGCUGCUCUGAUCACGACGAGCGGCAUGUGCGAGGCAGACGAAAGCGACAUGGGUCAUGGUGAUGAUGGUAAGGUCAUCAAGGAACGAGGACCAGGAGGUCUCCGCUGGAAAGAGGGUCUACGUCGAGCAAAGUGGUGCAUAAAGAGCGGCGAGGCGCUUCGACAGUGGGAUGCCUUUGUGGAGGUGACCAACUCCAUGCCAUCGACAUAA